This is a messenger RNA of Phyllopteryx taeniolatus (common seadragon), 1053 nucleotides long. Its product is annotated as protein BTG3-like. Bases 294 to 1034 code for a protein of 246 amino acids. NCBI's taxonomy places the organism in Eukaryota, Metazoa, Chordata, Actinopteri, Syngnathiformes, Syngnathidae. Gene Ontology annotation, cellular component: cytoplasm; nucleus. The transcript has 4 exons. The record is from RefSeq and is a predicted model, not a curated record. Gene Ontology annotation, biological process: negative regulation of mitotic cell cycle; negative regulation of cell population proliferation.
UUUGAAUAUUUGCUUAUUUUCCUUGAACAAAAUUUGACCAAACAUAUUGGCUUCAUUGUUUUCAUAUACAGUACUGUGGAAAGUAAUUCCCGAAUGCUUUAGAGAGGAUUUGUUGAAAAAAAAUAGAAACUAAUAUUAGGGAUACAAACUGCAUAUGGGUCAGUGCACUUUAUUUGUUACCUCCGCCAAGGACUUUAUGAUGCAUUUCUGUCAUCAUAAAGGCCAUUUUCUUUUCUUUUCUUUUUUUUUAUUUUUUUACUUGCAGCUCUUCUACAUGAGUUCUACACAUUCACAUGCUGCGUUUUCUUAAUUUGGCACUCCCUUGGCGGGGGAAAAAAAGAAGACAAUAUGGACACCUUUUUUCCACAACGGUCACGUUGGGAACAUUUCAAAAUAUGGAACAAGAAAUAACCGAUGCUGUGUUUCCAAUAAUGACCACACUUGUUUCCAAAGACGUGGCAUUCCAAAAAACAGAACUCUUUAUCAAGAGGCUAAGUCUUGCAUUGCAGAGGAAAUUUGAGGGUCACUGGUACCCCGAAAAUCCCAGCAAGGGGGAAGCGUACAGGUGUAUACGGGUGAACCGGCACAACAGGAAUGACCCAGAACUCCUUCGGGCCUGCCACGAGAGCGGGCUGCGGUUCUGUGACCUGCGACUGCCCCUUGACUUCACGCUGUGGAUAAACCCCGGUGAGGCUUUUUGCAGGAUUGGUGAGGAAAACCCUCCAUUCUCAGUGGCUACCGUGGCUGCCAUGUAUGAGGAAUACUUGGGCGCACACCCGCCCAACACUUCGGACGGCGAGAUGUCCGACUCCGACUCGUCUUCCUCCUCAGAUGGCGAGGACGCACUCUCUUGUUUUUCCAUGAGCAACUGCACACAGUUGAAUCCACUCGCUCCCGCCUGGUAUCCCUCCGGCUUUCCCAAACCCACUCGCACCCGCUUGGUCUGUCGAGGUACCAGGGAAAGGUUCCUUCCGUUGAACAUUUGCAGGCAUUAUCAGUGUGCUACUGCAGCAAGGCAAAUAAAAAUGAAAUAAACAUGACUAUUCUAUUUUC